AUGAAGCGACUCAUUACUCUGCUGCUCUUGGCAGCAGCGGCACAAGCACAUUGUAAGAAUUUUUACCCUACUUGUAUCUUCUAUGACCCUUGGAAGGCUUCGGCUUACAAACUCAAUGCAGAUACCUUUCCUCGCCUGGUUGUCAACGGCAAGGCUGAAGCAGCGGAUUGGACUGCAACGCGUAUGACCAAGAAUGCCCAGAGCAAGCAAGGAAUUGAGAAUCCUACCGUUGCCGACAUACGCUGCUACCAGUCCCACAAUGCCCCCGAGGUCGCCGAGGUACCUGCCGGAGCAACUGUUCAUUAUGUUUCUACUCAACAGGUUAACCAUCCAGGCCCAACGCAGUACUACAUGGCCAAGGUUCCAACAGGACAAAGUGCCAAAACUUGGGAUGGGUCUGGAGCAGUCUGGUUCAAGAUAUACAGCAGCGAGACACCCAAGGUAGACAACAACAAGCAACUUUUCUGGCCCGGGCAGAAUGAAUACACGCUGGUGCCAGCCACCAUUCCCAAGAAUAUCCCCAAUGGAGAGUACCUUUUGCGUGUGGAACACAUUGCUCUGCACAUGGCUUCGCAGGCCAACAAGGCACAGUUCUAUCUGUCUUGCUCACAGAUCAACGUGUCCGGCGGCGGGAGCGGCACUCCCGGCCCACUUGUUGCAUUCCCAGGGGCUUAUAGGAGCGCAGAUCCGGGAAUUCUGGUUAACCUGAACACUGUCGCAACCUCACCUGCAUCGUAUGUUGCACCAGGCCCGGCUGUGUGGAGAGGUUGA
Pyricularia pennisetigena is the source of this 771-nucleotide messenger RNA. RefSeq lists its product as uncharacterized. Lineage: Eukaryota; Fungi; Ascomycota; Sordariomycetes; Magnaporthales; Pyriculariaceae. The record is from RefSeq and is a predicted model, not a curated record. Bases 1 to 771 code for a protein of 256 amino acids. The transcript is spliced from 2 exons.